CGAAAGAUUAAGAGUGGUCACAAAUUUAUUUAUCUCUUACAUCAAUAGGGUUGCAAAUGACCCCUACCAUCACACACUUUAGCAUGCUUUAACACCAAAAUUGUUUUUGUACAAAAUUAGACUAAAGGAAAAGGGAAAAGAUGGCAUCAGUACCUGUGGUCCUGGCCUAUUUCUGCUCUCUCUUCAACCAGUCAAGCUUGACUUAUUCACCUUGUUUCCUUUUGUCAUCUGGUUACUAUUCUCCGGGCAUUCACUCUCCAGGAUUGUACGCCUAAAGAAUGGAAACCAACAAGGAAGUAGGGAAAAGGAUCAUCCAGGAAACUGAAUUCGACGAGGACGGUGACGAUGACGAAGACAUCGGAGAAGAUAACAAGAAACAAGGAGCAUUGACUCCCUCCAAAAGAAGAGUAUCUAGUGCAGGAGGAUCGACACAGCGUUCUUGUCAGGCAGAAGACUGCACUGCUGAUAUGGCUGAUGCCAAGCCUUAUCAUCGUCGACAUAAAGUUUGUGAAUUUCAUGCCAAGGCUGCAGUGGUUCUUAUUUCUGGCAUAAGACAGCGUUUCUGCCAACAGUGUAGCAGGUUUCAUGAACUAUCAGAGUUUGAUGAAGCUAAAAGGAGUUGCCGCAGGCGUUUGGCAGGGCACAAUGAGCGACGGCGCAAGAGUUCAUAUGAUUCUCACUAAAAGGAGAUGUAAUCAAAUAAUUUAGUCUCUAGAGGACUGAAAUUCACUCAAUCCAGAUUGGUGAGGAUUGCCUUAUAAUGGGCCCUACUCCUGAGGAUUCAGUGUGCUCUCUAUCUUCUGUCAAUUGCUGGAUUUCUUUGCACGAAGAACCAGCUCAUUCUGUAUGAGUCAAAUACUUUGAAACCAUUUCUUGCCCUUGUGGUUUGAUUGGUAUUGACAACAUGUGUCAUGCCACCCAAGGAAGCUUUAUUUAUCUUUACUUUGAUCU
Molecule: messenger RNA, 951 nt
Organism: Salvia hispanica
Lineage: Eukaryota; Viridiplantae; Streptophyta; Magnoliopsida; Lamiales; Lamiaceae
Product: squamosa promoter-binding protein 1-like
Biological process (GO): flower development
Cellular component (GO): nucleus
Molecular function (GO): DNA-binding transcription factor activity; DNA binding
Source: RefSeq, a predicted model, not a curated record